Messenger RNA from Oppia nitens, 2619 nucleotides. It is a transcript of the gene RhoBTB, whose product is annotated as rho-related BTB domain-containing protein 1-like. The coding region runs from base 297 to 2588 and encodes 763 amino acids. Gene Ontology annotation, molecular function: GTP binding; protein binding; GTPase activity. The record is from RefSeq and is a predicted model, not a curated record. The transcript is spliced from 8 exons. Lineage: Eukaryota; Metazoa; Arthropoda; Arachnida; Sarcoptiformes; Oppiidae. Gene Ontology annotation, biological process: small GTPase-mediated signal transduction.
AAAUGUUAGGCCAUUCAUACUGUAAUGUAUUAGUAUUACAUGUAUUGUAUUGUAUUGAGUAUAGAGUGUAUGCUUCACAGUGUGUGUGUGUUUGUGUCAAGUGUUGAGCGCAUGUGUAAUGAAUGUCAUCUCAUAUGAUAUUAAUAUUUGAUUCAAGUAUUGAAUGUGUUGUAUAUGUUGUAUGUGUUGUAUGAGUGUGUGAUUUGCACCCCAUUUGCAGUUUAUAUAAGAGUCAGUCAGUGAGUGAGUGAGUGUCUGACCAGUGAUUAAGUGUAUGACAACUGGUAUGGCUUGUGAUGGACAACGAACAGCCACAUCAAGAACUCGUCAAAUGUGUGGUCGUCGGCGACACAGCUGUCGGCAAAACCCGACUGAUCUGUGCCCGAGCCUGUAAUUCACGGCUAGACCUGACACAGCUUAUGACUACACAUAUUCCUACUGUUUGGGCCAUCGAUCAGUACCGCAUACAUAAAGAGGUAUUACAGCGGUCGUGGGAAGUGGUAGAUGGUGUCAAUGUGUCAUUGAGAUUAUGGGACACAUUUGGUGAUCACGACAAAGAUAGACGUUUUGCUUACGGGAGGUCAGAUGUAGUGUUAUUAUGCUUUUCAGUUGCAAAUCCCAUAUCUUUACGAAAUUGUAAAGUUAUUUGGUAUCCGGAAAUCCGUCGCUUUUGUCCGAAUACACCCAUUGUUUUGGUCGGAUGUAAGAAUGAUUUGCGUUAUAUGUUUAGAGACGAAAAGUUUCUAACACUUUGUCGCGAAAGAAGUCCAUUCUUCAGGGCAAACCAUCUUUGCAGCAGAUUUCCUGAGAUCGGAAGACCUCUUAAAGAGACAGAUAUAUUGACACCAGAACAAGGAAGAAUGGUUGCCAAAGACAUUGAUGCGCCAUAUUAUGAGGCGAGUGUCUUCACCCACUUCGGCGUCAAUGAAGUGUUUGAAAAUGUCAUUAGAAUGGCAUUAAUAGCCAGAAGACAACAAAGGUUUUGGAUGACAAACUUAAAACACGUACAGAAAUCCUUAAUUCAGGAACCAUUUUGUCCGCCCCAACCACUAUCACCUAAAAUAGUUGUUCCCAAUUCACAAUUCGAACAACACUUGUCUUUAUUACUUGAAACCCAGGCCUACACUGAUAUUAUAGUAUCAAUUGGCAAGUCUGGUAUCUGUGCCCAUAAGGUUAUACUCGCUGCUGCUUCUCAAGAGUUUUAUAAGUUAUUAACAAUGGAUAUAACAAAUACUUAUGGAAAUGAAUUCUCAAGUAAUAGUAGUCCCGGAUUUUGGGGUCGAAGUGCAAGUGACUCGAGUAUUACCAGUUCUGCUACCGAUGUUUCUGUCGGUAAUUUCAAUACAGAUACGGAACAACUAUUAAGUACUUCACCCGCUGGAGGACCUGUCGAUAGCGGUCACACCAAUAAACUUUACACAUUUCGUGCCUCACAGGGCUCUACAUCCCCUUCAGGAAGCGAUUCAAUGACAGCAAAUUUAAAUGUCACUAAAAAGAGGUCCAAUUUUCGCAAUCAGUCAUCGGAUUUAUCUUUAUAUAGAACAGGUGUCCAUAAAAGUUUAAAUCAUUCACUAUUUCAAUCAAUUAGUGUAGAAUUGGGAGAAAAUGUAAUCGACUGCAGCGGUAGACUCGCCUCAAACGUCCAAACAGUCGUUGCAAUGACUAAUGCCAUUACUAUGGGUGCUAUCCAUAGCUAUAUUCGUUUUAUUUAUUCAACAAAACUAAGUGUUGUAAAUGAGACACCAGUUUCGGAGUUAUAUGACAUCGCAGAACUGUUAGGACUGCAGGAGUUGCAGGUUUUCCUCAGAAAUCUUGAAGAUCUUAAAGAGUCUGACAUAUACUUCAAUCAAACGUUUAUUAAUGAAUUUUCACAGAAAUUGAAAAGAAAUUUGAAAACCAUUUGUUUAGAUGAAGGAUUGUUUGCAGAUGUUAUCUUCAAGUUAGAAGAUGGAACCUGUUGUGGACAUAAAGCUAUUCUUAUGUCUAGAUGUGAUGUAAUGGAUGCCAUGUUUAGAGGAGACUUUAAAGAAAGUUUGGCUAAAGUGAUUCCAUUUCCCGGAGUCGUUAGAGAGACUUUCCGUCAAAUGCUUUAUUAUUUAUAUACAGAUGGUUUGGACACUAGUAUCACACAUACCAAUUGUCUACCUGUCCUCGAAUUGGCCAAUAGAUUAUGUUUAUCUCGUUUAGUCGCUCUAAUAGAGAAUCAUAUAAUAAACGAAUUAACUCGAAUCAGUGAAAGUGGUGACAUAACAGAGAUAGUGUUGAGACUGUUAGAGCCGAGUCAGAUACACAAUGCCGACCAACUGUCUGAGUACUGUCUCCACCAAAUAGCCAUUCAUUACAAUGAAAUUUGUCACAAAAAUACAAAACUCUUGCGUUCACUUCAUCCCGAAAACCAGGCGUACCUCAAUCGCAACCGAUGGCCACCCGUUUGGUAUCUUAAAGAGUUUGAUUACUUUGAGCGCUGUGUCCGUGAAAGACAAUGGCAAGAGAAGCCUAAAGGACUGAAAAGACAUCGACUUAAUAGUGGAUGUCUUUGUUUUUCGGUUAAAAACCGACGAAAUGAUUCGAAACAAGACAUGACUUGAUUUUAAUUUAUUAUAUAUUAUAUUAAUUAUA